This is a messenger RNA of Lepus europaeus (European hare), 1290 nucleotides long. RefSeq names its product ectonucleotide pyrophosphatase/phosphodiesterase 7 (gene ENPP7). Bases 1 to 1290 code for a protein of 429 amino acids. The record is from RefSeq and is a predicted model, not a curated record. The transcript is spliced from 5 exons. NCBI's taxonomy places the organism in Eukaryota, Metazoa, Chordata, Mammalia, Lagomorpha, Leporidae.
AUGCGACGCCUGGCCGUCCUGGUCGCUGUGGCUCUGGCCGCCCUCCUGGCCCCUGGCUCUGGGGCGCCUGUCCACAGGCGGGGCUUCCCUCCCGGCCCCAGGAACAAGCUGCUCCUCGUGUCCUUCGACGGCUUCCGCUGGGACUACGACCAGGACGUGGACACCCCCCAUCUGGACGCCAUGGCACAGGAUGGUGUGAAGGCACGGUACAUGACUCCCGCCUUCAUCACCCUCACCAGCCCCUGCCACUUCACCCUGGUCACUGGCAAAUACGUGGAGAACCACGGCGUGGUGCACAACAUGUUCUACAACACCAGCACCAAGGUGAAGCUGCCCUACCACGCCACGCUGGGCAUCCAGAGGUGGUGGGACAACGGCAGCGUGCCCAUCUGGAUCACGGCCCAGAGGCAGGGCUUACGGACCGGCUCCUUCUUCUACCCGGGCGGGAACGUCACCUACCAAGGGAUGGCCCCGACGCUGAGCCGCAAGGAAGGCGUGCUGCACAACUACGGCAACGAGAGCGAGUGGAGGGCGAACGUGGACACCGUGAUGGCCUGGCUCGCCCAGGAGGACCUGCACCUGGUCACGCUGUACUUUGGGGAGCCGGACUCCACGGGCCACAGGUACGGCCCCGAGUCCCCGCAGAGGAAGCAGAUGGUGGCACAAGUGGACAGGACCGUGGGCUACCUCCGGGACAGCAUCGAGCGCCACAACCUCUCGGCCAGCCUGAACCUCAUCGUCACGUCCGACCACGGCAUGAGGACCGUGCAGAAGGCGGCCAGCGACCUGGUGGAGCUCCACAAGCUCCCCAACUUCACCUUCCAGGACAUCGACUUCGAGCUCCUGGACUACGGCCCCAACGGGCUGCUGCUGCCCAAGGAGGGGCGGCUGGAGAAGGUGCUGGCCGCCCUGCAGCACGCCCACCCCCGGCUGCACGUGUACAGGAAGGAGGCCUUCCCCAGGGCCUUCCGCUAUGCCGGCCACCCCAGGAUCACACCCCUGCUCAUGUACAGCGACCCCGGCUACGUCAUCCACGGGCGAUACAGCGUCCAGUUCAACAACGGGGAGCACGGCUUCGACCACGAGGACGUGGACAUGAAGACCAUCUUCCGCGCCGUGGGCCCCAGCUUCAAGGCGGGGCUGGAGGUCGAGCCUUUCGAGAGCGUGCACGUGUACGAGCUCAUGUGUCAGCUGCUGGGCAUCGAGCCCGAGGCCAACGACGGGCACCCGGGCGUGCUGCGGCCCCUGCUCCGCUCCGGGUCCACUCUGCGCAGCUGCCGCCCCCGGUGA